Molecule: messenger RNA, 3927 nt
Organism: Mesorhabditis belari
Lineage: Eukaryota; Metazoa; Nematoda; Chromadorea; Rhabditida; Rhabditidae
Source: the annotation of a GenBank genome assembly
AUGGACGAAGAUGUGGAAGGAGAAAGAAAUCGAGUGGACCCACUCGGCCUCGUCUUCGAGAUGGCUCCUGUACUUGCUCAUUCCGGUACACCAAAGAUUCAACUAACGCCUUCUUUAGUCCUCCAAACCACUCAAGCCAUUCCAGCAGCUGUAAAGCAUGUUUACAGCCGAUUGGCGGCAGCGGCAAGUGAAGUGGAUGAAGGGAUUGCUUCACUGUUGCUCAUUCUUGUUUCUGAUGGAAACACAUGCAGUAGAUCGCUAACAAAAAGCAUGGAAAAAGCGAUUAGUGAACUGGUAGCCAAGACAUCGUUAUGGUUACUUUCAUCGGGAAACGCUGAAGAACCUUUAGCUCAAGUUGCUAGCUAUGCAAUUCGUCAAGUGCUACCAAACCUAGAAAAUGAGUCCGAAGUUUUACACAUUUGCGUAAAUUCACACUCGGUUGUUCUCGAGGAAACGGCAAGAUCAAUUACAAAUCCUCCCGUUAUCGUCAAUGCUGUGCUGAACACUCUUCUCAUUUUAUGUAAAGAAACUAUAGAGGAUGCUGAAUGCGCUAGAUUCCGGGCUCAACUAGCCAUCCGAUUAGCACAGCCACCGCCUGCCUUAUUGAUCGGUGUCCCAUCGGAAAGCGGAGUGAUCCCACAAGCGCAACUCCAAUCAAAUGCUCCGAUUCUCCUCUCGCCGAGCAGCGAUCAUCGGCCACUUCCCGUUGUUUUCUUUGCCGCUGAAUCCGCGUCAUCCCUUCAGGAGUUGAUAAUUUACGUUGAACACGGGCUACCAGUCAUCAUUUUGCAAGACAGUUGCGAGCUGUGUGACACCCUCUACAACGCCUUUCUUCUGUAUAAAAGUGCCGAGUUUAAUCACGAGAAAUUCAUGAAAUGGCUUGAAAAGAAAUUUGGAGAAGAAAACCACCAAGCAGAGUUGAUUUCAAGAAUAUUCGCGCUAGCACUCUGCAACGGUGAAUUGAUUGAGUUCAUUUCGAGUGACGAGCUCGCUACGCUUCCAUCAAGAAUUGUCGAAGCUUUUGUGACGACGUUUACCGAUAAUCAUGAUAUUCAGCGAACUCUUCAGCUGGCAGCUUGUCUCAAUUUGCCGUCAUUGCUUGAUACGGUGGAUGUGAAUGCUAUUGAUGAAGAGUUGAUGAACUCUUUACUUGUCGCCAGUUUAUCUCGAGAAGAUCGUGUCUCUUUUCUUGCUGCUCUCCUUUCUCGACCCGAUCUCAUCUCGAUCACUGAAGACCUACUACUUCAAAUUCUACACUCGAAUGAGCAACAAUUCUUUAAUACGAUUAUCUUGUGCCAAUGUCUUGGACGCUCAUCAACUCUCUCUGAAGUUGAUAAUUCAUUGUGCAAAGAUCUUGACUCGCUUUUUACUCGACUUUCACAUGGAACCAAUGGCCUUUUCCCCCAUUCUUUAACCCCACCACUCAAUGGUGAAUCAGCUAUUCAGAUUUUAGCUUUAUGGUGCUUAUUCUUGAAUCGACCCACUCAAACAAAAUGCCUUGUCGCACACACCGAGCAACCACUGGCCACAGCUCUCAUUCUGAGUCGAAUCGCAAGAAGUCUUAGCAAUGAGGCCUACGAUUGGUUUUUCUAUGCGGAAUCGAUGCGAUCUCUUUCACAAGAUCUAUCAAAAAGUGCCGAAGCUUUACUGAAUUCAGUGCACAAAAAAUCAAGCACUCGUUCGUAUCAAGUUCUUUGUGAGCCAUUAGAAGCAUUUGGUAAUGCUCCGCUCACCGAGAUUGCUUUUAAAGCAGAUAAUCGAGAUUUUUUGGCUCACGAAAGCUCUCAACGAUGGGUUUACAGAUUACUUUAUGGGAAUUUACAAAUUCGAGCUGGAGCUUUUCCCUCAUGUUUCCCUAAAUGGAUUAAACUCUUAUUUAGCGCUUUAUUUAUAAUAUUUAUUCGUUAUUGGGUGGCAUUGAGACCGUCAUCUCAUUUAAAAGAAAAGAAAACAAUCUCACCAACAGUUGCUCUUCUUGAUACAAUGCGAUCACCUAGGAAAACAAGAGCUUAUUCAACUAAUAGUAUGCUAUCUGGAAGUACGGUGACGAUGAAUGUGCACACUCAUGCGCCUCUUUUAUAUCAAAAUGUUCACAAUGGUGGAGUCGAUUCAGCCACUCCGCAAAGCAUGGUGAUCCCGUUCACGAUUGAAGAAAUGGACACAAACACCGCUGUGCCACGUUUACCAAAAAGAAGAAAGGAAAAAGGGCACACAAAAAGAAGAUGGAAAACCCCAACAUUGAGAACUUUCUACAGUACGCCUAUUGUUAAGUAUUGGGUCUCGUUGACUUUUCGUCUCAUUCAUAUUGGAUUGCUUUCAUAUUCAGUUCUUUUACCCGGUUGUGGCUCAAAUCUUUUGGAUAUGAUUGUAUGGGUUUGGACGCUGAUUGCGUGGAUUGAACAGAUUUACGUAGUUUACAGUCGAUCUCACUCAGUGCCAAUCACCGAAAUGCCUUGGAGAAUUUUUGAUCUCAUCAUCACUUUCGGCUAUCUUAUCGGCAUUUUUGUGUUCAAACUUUUUGGAGAGCAAAUCUUUUCGUAUUUAAUGCCGAUCUCUGUUUACCAAUCGCGAGUGAUUUCUGCUUUCUUUUUACUCUAUUUUUGUUAUGCUACUCUUUUUACAUAUAUUCCAUUAUCAGAGCUUUUCGGCCCACUUGUCAUUCGGGUAAAACUAAUGUUGCUGAGAGAUUUCACGAAUUUCCUUGUCAUGGUAGCAUUGGUGAUGAUUAGCUCCGCCUUUGCUGUUCACUCGCUACUCUAUCCAGACAUGCAACUUUCACUUCAAUCUUUACUCAACAGCCUCAAUUGGGCUUGGCUUUCCAUUUUUACGACAGACAUGAGUGCACUUCAAGAAUCGGAGAAAUGCAAAAAGUCUUUCCUCGGCUCUCCACGAUCAUUUUGUUCUUCAUUGGGCCAUCACAGUGAUUCGUCAUGUCCUCGACAAGGACUCCCUGGAUACAUUGUUAUUAUCGAAUAUUUUAUUGUCUUGAAGUUGAUUCUUUGGCCAAUUCUCUUUGCGUUCUUUACAAAAACAGCGAAAAGCGUUGAUGAAGAAGCGGAUCGAAUAUGGAAACAUCAAAUGUAUGGGCUCGUUACAGAAUUUGGAAUUCGUCCCUGCCUUCCACCACCGUUUACCCCAAUUCUAUUACUCUUUGGAGGAGCAUCUACUUGCAUGCAACGAUGUGCUACGACAGCCACUACUGAGCAUCCUGAUAUGAACGGAGAAACUGAACUGAAACGGAUCAAGGCUCAAUUGCGUCGAAUGAAUUUAGCUGUGGAAUACAAUCGUGAAAAUGCAUUGAUUCAAACGAUUCGAAAAGUACAGUAUGAAAGCUCGUCAUUUCAACGUUUGGUGCUACCGGAGAACUUAAAGAAUUGGGAUACCCUCUUUCCAUCAUACAAUCCACCAUUUUACAAUAAACCGACCGAGGAAUUUGCGAUUUUUCUUCAAAAAUACGUGGAAGUGCCGACAAGACAGUACACAGCUGAGAUGAGACGUUUGUGGCGAUCAAAACAGCUAAACGAUUCACGAAUUCGUCUCUCUGCGCAUGGCUUUCCGUUGAAUCCAUCUGGAAGAACCGGGAUCACCGGACGUGGCACUCAUGCUCGCUUUGGACCGAAUGCAAUGACUUUUUACAUCAUUUUUCAUGGCAAUCGUGGAGAAUCUAGAUGCUUAUUGGAAAACGGAGCAUUGCCGCAUGAUUGGCGCUACGAUUGCGGAGCAAGGGAUGAUCGAUUGAGGGCAUUGCUCGUUCAAAUCGGAAUCAACGAAGGUGAUGCACAAGUACUUUCUACAAGACGAAUCGAUCCCGGCCUCUCGACUCCAUCCGAUACUGGGCCAAAUAGCAUCUACUCAGCACUAGUGUCAUCAGCUUCCGAUACAGAUAAUGCAUGGACAGAAUAUGACGUCUGGGCAGUGUCAUUAAGG